This is a messenger RNA of Oppia nitens, 1729 nucleotides long. RefSeq lists its product as uncharacterized. The record is from RefSeq and is a predicted model, not a curated record. The transcript has 5 exons. NCBI's taxonomy places the organism in Eukaryota, Metazoa, Arthropoda, Arachnida, Sarcoptiformes, Oppiidae. Bases 128 to 1729 code for a protein of 533 amino acids.
ACUUUGUUGUUGAUUUGAAUACUUUUUUUUUUGAUUGACUGAUUGAUUGAUUGAUUGUUUGAUUGAUUGAUUGAUUACCAAUUGACUGACUGACUGACCAUUAUUGACAACAUUAUUAUCGACGACAAUGGAUCCCAUAGUAGAGUCCAGCAGUGAUGACAGUAUCGGCGGUGAUUUGGCCAUAGAUUUGUCGGCCAACACAAGUGGUGGUGUCGACACCGAUGAUAUACCGAUGCUAAGAGUCAGUACCGACGGCCACACCAGUGCUGAUGAUAACGAUGUCCACAACAGUAACAAUAGUGACAAAAACAGUGAUAAUGUUGACCACAAUGAGGACAACAACGAUGACCAAAAUAGUGACCAAAAUAGUGACCAAAAUAGUGACCAAAUUAGCGACAACGCCGAUGCUCACAACACUAACAUCGUUGACCACACCAUUGGUAUCAACACUACGGCGGCUAAUCGUGUGGUCACUACGGGUGCCGAAAGUGCGGCCAACGAUACGCCAGUAAUUGAAAACAUUAGCGGUUCAUGGCAUUCCCCRACUAAGGUUGAGAAAGAGGACCUGGCUAUAUCUAUGGCCCAUUUAGUGGUCCGAAAACUGGGACCCCCUGUCAGGACAUCACUCACUCAGAGCCGGUAUAAUAAAGUGUUACGAGAGGUUGUCUCCAAAAUUCAUGAUAUAGUCGAGGACUACGAACCGGAUUUGGGACAAUUGAAUGAUUUGGACGAACCAUUUGUGCAACCAAUGGACGAUUUCGAGGAUGUCAGCGAACCAAUUCCCGAACAAUUGGCUACAAAGCGGGUCCGGUCCGAUAUUGGCGAACGGUUUGAAUGCACACAGUGUCCCAAAUUGAAUCAGAGAAUUGCGGAUCUUGAGGGACGCAAUGAAGGACUUCUUGCGGCUUUGAAUUCGGCCAAACAGGACAUAGAGGAGCGACAGGGACUCAUUGAUAGACUUAAUAUCGAAAACCAGGAUUAUACCGAUCAAAUGGAUGCCAUGCAAGAACAUUACAUUGCAGGAGUCUCAAACAUGUCAGCUCAGGUUUUGGGACCCAAUUGGUCCGAAACUUUGGUAAAAUUCGGAGGGCAACAAUGUGUGGCCGAGAUUUCAGACAGUGAAACCAUAAUUGAGUCCGAAAUUAUUGGUGACAAUGAAGUCGGCGAUAAUCAGGCUGGAGAUGAUGUCGGUAGUAGUGAUGAUGAUAAUGACGGUGACGACAACGCAGCCGAACUAGAAGACGGUAUAGAAGAAGUCUUCGACAUUGAUGGCGAUCUAGAGGGACAUCUCCCGGUGUGGGUCGAAGGAUACGGUAAUCCCAUAAGUCGUGACCAAAUCGGAGGAGAGACCGGAAAACGAUUUAAAGUGUGCUCUAAAUUAUCGAUGUAUUCGGAAAUUUCUCACAUCAAUAAUUAUGACGAGAGUGAGAACAAGAUACGGAUUAUCCAAACGUAUGGACAUCUUGUGACCGCUGGUCAACUACGUGGAGACAGAGCCGCGUUUGCCGCGUAUCAAAUUGCAUCGUUUAGAGGAAUGGCCGUCGAAAAUGAUAUCAAUGUAUACCACUUUGCSUUUUACCAAAACUGGUCGACUGUUUGUCCAGUUUGUGGGAUUUCACUGGCAACUAGAGUACCGGCCGAUUACAAGAUUGUUGUUCGUCACGGUAAUAGAGCCGCACAUAUAGACUCUAAUGGUGACAAAGUUAAGGUUCAAUUGGUUGUUAUAUAA